Perca fluviatilis (European perch) is the source of this 1128-nucleotide messenger RNA. It is a transcript of the gene gpx8, whose product is annotated as glutathione peroxidase 8 (putative). The transcript has 3 exons. NCBI's taxonomy places the organism in Eukaryota, Metazoa, Chordata, Actinopteri, Perciformes, Percidae. The record is from RefSeq and is a predicted model, not a curated record. Gene Ontology annotation, biological process: response to oxidative stress. Bases 39 to 722 code for a protein of 227 amino acids. Gene Ontology annotation, molecular function: glutathione peroxidase activity.
ACUCAGCUCCUUUUCACCGACCCGCCCCAAGACUUUUUAUGCAGGAGCCCCCCCCAAUUCUGACCACGGUUUGUUCUUCCCCCUCCAAGAUGGAGGCCUUAGGGGGCUACCCUACCAAGUCCUCCAACCCGAAAGCGAAAAAGUUAACGGUCCUUUUGAGCAUGACAGUCGGGGUCGGGUGUUUGUUCCUCCUGCAGACUCAGCUGGCGAAGCCGAGAAAACCGACGGAUUUUUAUUCGUUCGAGGUCAAAGACGCCAAGGGGAGGACAGUUUCUCUGGAGAAGUACCGAGGAAAAGCGUCUUUGGUUGUAAACGUGGCGAGUCACUGCGAGCACACGGAGGCGAACUACAUGUCUCUGCAGGAACUUCACCGGGAGCUGGGCACCUCUCACUUCAACGUCCUGGCCUUCCCCUGCGGUCAGUACGGGGACACUGAGACCGGGACAAGCCGGGACAUUGAGGCUUUCGCCAAGUCCAUCUACGGUGUCACCUUUCCCUUCUUCAGCAGGAUCAAAAUAAUGGGCUCAGAGGCUGACCCUGCCUUCAAAUUCCUCACAGAUUCUGUGCAGAAAAUUCCCAAGUGGAACUUCUGGAAGUUUCUGGUGAAUCCAGAGGGGAAAGUGGUCCGGUUUUGGCGAAAGGACGAGCCCAUGGAGAGCGUUCGACAAGAGGUCACGGCGUUGGUGCGAGAAAUAAUCCUGAAGAAACGGGUGGAGCUAUGAUGGAGUCUGUUCAUAGAUACUGGACACAUCUGUGUGUGUAAUGUUGGUUGUUCCCUGUGCUUUGACCGCAAGGAAUGCCAACUCUGAACUGUUAGAGUGAGUGUGGUUGCCGGGUGGUGUCUCGCUUCAGAAACAUGCAGGAUGAAAAGAUCCACUUCAAGUCAUUCAAGGCUAGUCAGAGAGUGUGUGUGUGUGUGUUUGUCUGCGUGUGUGGGGACCAUCCUGUGGUUAAUAAUGACAAUCAUAUUGAACAUUCCUUAUAAUGACCACUGCUGCAGCUGAUUGGAUUGUUUAGCCAUCAUUGAAGUGUUGGAUUUUUACAAGUGUUCAUUUCGGCUUAGUCUGUACAUUGUACCAUCUCUUUCUAAUGUUUACAUUAAAAUCGAUUUCUUAUGGUGAAGCCUAA